Molecule: messenger RNA, 655 nt
Organism: Sphaeroforma arctica JP610
Lineage: Eukaryota; Ichthyosporea; Ichthyophonida
Exons: 2
Source: RefSeq, a predicted model, not a curated record
GACGGAUUUGACAUACUCACACAUCAGGGGCGGGUCGAUUAUAUCCGGGCCGCCAUAGCCGCUGUUUUGCCCCGCCUACUACCCACACAGAUCAGAGAGGAUGAUCUUGCGCUACUUAUCUUACGCGAGCUCCUGACCACGUGCGUACUUGUACCUGCCCUGGAAUCUCUUGCCAAUCCCGUUACCAUCAACAACAUCAUAGUCAGUGCGUGUGCUUCCGGUACCCCAGACACAGCCUCGCCUGAGAACAAGCCUAGCACUGGCGCUACCGUUUCCGGGUCAUUAGAAACCGAUAGAGAUAUAAAAAGCUUUCCUCCCGGGCUUCACGGACCGCUCCCACCUAUACGGGUGAAGCUAAUGCAAACGUAUGGCAUCAGUACAUCAGCCUCGCUGUGGGCCAAAGCGUACUCGUUACCCUCCCUGAUCAGACCUGGGCGCGGGCGUAUGUUCUUCCGCCUGUAUCUGGCGCGGGAGUGCUCAGCGCAUCUUCUGGACUUCAUGGUGGACUUUGACGUAGCCGUCGAUCCCACUACCGACCCAGACGACACUCUGACUGCCGUGGAGAUUGGCGAUAAGUAUCUCAAUCAUCUGUCACCGGAUUGUCUGCCGUUUGAUGAGGAGUUCCGGAACGAGGUUAUAAACGCUAUAGGCGCAG